Messenger RNA from Thunnus maccoyii (southern bluefin tuna), 3157 nucleotides. RefSeq lists its product as uncharacterized. Bases 326 to 2065 code for a protein of 579 amino acids. Lineage: Eukaryota; Metazoa; Chordata; Actinopteri; Scombriformes; Scombridae. Gene Ontology annotation, cellular component: cytoplasmic side of apical plasma membrane; cytoskeleton. The record is from RefSeq and is a predicted model, not a curated record. The transcript is spliced from 14 exons. Gene Ontology annotation, biological process: positive regulation of hippo signaling.
UUAUAACAGUCUUGGAGGGGUAUUAAAGCAUGCAGAUGGCUGCUCACAUGUGAUGCCAGGUUUCACCCUGGUCAGCAACAAGGGGGAUGUCUAAAGACGUCAGCCAAGACUCUUUGGGGGCUGAUAGUAAACUUGUUUUGGAGUUGAGAUGCAGUGAAGACUAGUGUAGUUUAUAUACCGGAUUGUGCUCUGGAUCUGUGGUUUAGUAAGAUACAAUAUGGACAAACUUCCCUGGAUCACAUAAAAUGUGAGAGAGAGAGAGGAAGAGGAGACUGAAGCAGUUUAACAGAGAGAGAAUACCUAUCACAAACGCACACAAGACAUCAUGUCCGCCUCGAUAAAGCAGGAGAGAACCGUUUGUGUUCUCCUCCCCAACAAAGACCAGCUGGACAUCACUGUCGGGCCAAAGUCCACAGGGCAGGAUGUUUGCAAUCGUGUGGCAGAGCUUCUUGGAAUCAAGGAGCUGCACUUCUUUGGCCUCACAGUGGUGAAGGACAAUGAGCAUAUAUUUUUAGACAUGGAGGAGAAAUUGACCAAGUACUUUCCUAAGGAAUGGAAGCAAGAUACAGCAAAGGGAUCACAGAAGAGACCCUUGCCUAUGGUACUCUGCCUCAAAGUGCAGUACUACGUAGAGAAUGGUAGACUCAUUUGUGAACGAAAGGCACGGCAUCUAUAUUAUUCUGACCUGCGGGAGCGGGUGCUACGGUCUGAAUGUCGUCAGCAGGAGGAGGUGUACUUCCAGCUGGCAGGUUACGCCCUGCAGGCUGACCUCGGUGACCACCAGCUGACAAGGGAGGAUAUGGAGAUCACCCCUUACUUUGAACCCAAGGAGUACUUUCCUCCAUGGAUUGUAGCCAAGCGUGGAGUGAACUAUCUCCUCUGCCAUGGACCCAAGGUGCAUCAGGAGCUGUGGGGCAUGUCUAGUCGUGACGCCACCCUGCUCUUCAUCAGGGAGUCAUGUCGACUGGAGGAUGUACCUGUCACGUAUUACAGACUUCAAAAGGACAAAAAGGCGGAGAGAGGAACAGCAUUGCUCGGUCUGACCCUGCGAGGAAUGCAGGUUUAUCAGGAGGUUAGCAACGUGCGACAGCUGCUGUAUGACUUCCCCUGGUCAAAUGUGGGACGUCUCACCUUCCUCGGUAAGAAAUUUGAGAUCCAGCCAGAUGGCUUGCCAUCAGCUAGGAAGCUGGUUUACUACACUGGGUCAUCGUUCCGCUCCCGCCACCUCCUCCUGCACCUGAGCAGCAGCCAUCGCCUCUACCGCAGCCUCCAGCCUGCCCUUAAACACCUACGCCUGCUGGAGGAGAGCGAAGAGAAAAAGCGUUACAGAGAGUCCUACAUCAGUGAUGACCUGGACUUGGACCCCCCAGGCAGUGAGAGCAGCCCUGGUUUGUCCCGACGCUCCACCAGCAGCUCUGGCAUUGAAGCAGACACCCGCCAGCACAGCAUCUCCACAGAGAUGGCCUCCAUGGAGGAGGAAGUUCAGCGGCACGCUGAGAAGUGUUUCCGCUCCGUAGCCAGCCACGGCAGCUCCUGUACGUCUGGGUUUGAUGCAGGCAGCAAGACUCGAAUAGAAGAUGAGGAGUGGCAAGAGGAAGAGAUGAAGACCAAUGUUGGAAAGGAAGUUCUUGUGGAUGAUCCUGAUGAGAUGUUCCAGUUGGCUGAUCUUCUGGAGGGCAUAUCAGUGGAUUGCUCAGAACUCACCUCAGAGACUCCAACAUCAGAGACCAUGUGUCCCCCAGACAAUGAUGAUCUCACGAACUUACAGAGCAACAAUACAUUACAACAGAUGCUGAACUCAAGGGCACAAGUAUGUGUGGAUCGGCACAGCCACAGUCUAGAUGAUGUCCGUCUGUUCCCACCCCCGGCACCCUUGGGGACGACACUGCCACCUGAUUCCUCCCACAGCUAUACCUUUGGGCUCCCCGACGCCUCAACAAACACAAAGACCCCUGUAGAUCACAAUUAUUACCCCCCCAAACCCUCCUUCUAUGGUCGCAGGUCUACCAACUGCCUCUCCCUGGACCUAUUAGGGGAUGAACAGUUCCUGGAAUUCAUACUUUGAUUACAUUAAGCUCAGAUGUCCACAAAUUUGCCUUUUGUUCAUGUACAGUGCAACAUAAAUCAAAGGUUGCCAACAUAUCAUGCCAUGUGUGCCAUGCGUUGCCAUGUGUACGCUUCAAAUUGCAGAGAGACAUUAUUGAAAAUGAUGGGACUCCUCAUUUCUCUAGUAUGUUUACCAUUUUAUUAGAAAGUUGUGGAUUAGAUAACAAACCUAAUCCAGCAACAUUUCAAUCAGCAAACAGAGCAUAUUUAUUGAUGUUAUUGUAUAUUUUGUACAUACUACUUGCACUAUUUUAUUACAGUUCAGUUUCCCCAAACAAACACAUUUGUAAUCAGUUUUAUUGUCUUUUGUAAAAUGUCUAAAUAGGUUGAUGUUGGGUACAAAAUAUGACUUAACAGAUAUUUUAAAAGUUGAAGGCAAUGCUGUCUCAUGCUGCAUUGGGUAUUCAUUAGAUGGGACUUGCCAUGUAGCCUAUUUCCUAAUGUGAACACUUGUUUUAUUCAGGAGAAUCUCCAGAAGCCAUGGUGCUAAUGUUUGUACUCCUGUAUUCCUAUCUUUUUUUUUUUAAAGUCAUAUUUUAUAAUAUACUCUAUUUUUGUACAGUGUGCUCCAUCAUGCUUUUCCUAUUAGUCUGCCACAGCAAAGUAGCUACUGAUGUGGAAAAUUGAACCUCUUUAACGCUGGUAAUGCAUUCAUCCAAAGCUUCCCCAUUCUAUACCCUCCUCCCACUGUCGUAAUUACAACAGAAAAGUAUUAUCUGUAAAGCACUAUUUCUGUAACCAUUAAGUGUACAAUGAAUCUGCAGUAUUUUUGUGUUAUGUAACCUCCCCAAACAAAGAGCCUCUCUCAGACAUAAUUUAAACUGUUUUGUAAAUGAUAAUUGGUAUGCAAAAAAACUGAUGUCUUUAGCCAAUAUGAGCUCACUUGGAAAUAAUGUUAUAAUAAUAAUUAAACACAGAAAAAAAACCUUUUUCUCAAUGCCAAUAAUGUAUGAACAACUGACUUACUUUACAAUGCUGAACAGUUCAUUUUUAUCUAAAGCACUGUUUUUUUUAUAAUAGUGAAAAUAAAUUCUUUAUGCCACUAAGUGAA